This is a messenger RNA of Didymodactylos carnosus, 2187 nucleotides long. NCBI's taxonomy places the organism in Eukaryota, Metazoa, Rotifera, Eurotatoria, Philodinida, Philodinidae. The record is from the annotation of a GenBank genome assembly.
AUGAGUGAUACAAUUGACCAAGAAGAUGAAAAAAAGCCACGGUCAAAUUCAUCAUCAACAAGUUAUGACCGCCCUCAAGAUAUAAAUCGACGUUUAUCAGAAAUUAAAAGUGAAAUUCAAACGUUACUUCGACAACGAAAAAAAUAUAAUGAUGAAAAAAUUGCACAAGAUUCUCAAUUUAUUAUCAAUGAAAUGUUUGAGCUACAAAGAGAGUAUCAAGAAAUGAAUAAACAAAUUAAUCGAAAUAACACCAUCAAAAGACAACUACGUGCUCAAAUGUCGCAUUUACGUUCACGAUCGAGAGUACGUUAUUCGUCACUUGCACAAGCUCUGAAAGAUAAACAGCGCUUUGAAGAUGAAUUAAAAAGGCGACAUGAUAAAUCGGAAUAUAGAGAAUUAUUGAAAAACAAUCUAGCAGCUAUUGAAUCUGAUUUACCAUUAUUAAAAGAAGAAGCUGAAUUACAAGGACGGAUAACAGCAUCAGAAGAAGCACAAAAAACAGCUACGAAUAGAAGAGAUAAAAUACAAGAAGAUUGGACUAAAUAUCAAAUGAAACGUAAACAAAAUGAAGUGUUGUUAAACGAAAGUGCAAAAAAAGUGCCUAUACUCGAAAAAAAAAUCGAUCAACUUCGAACGGAACGUGAAGAAUUAUUAACAUUAACUCGAACAUCUAAAAAAUGUCGUAAAUCAACUAAAAAUUGUUUAGCAUCUGUAGACACAACAAAUAAGGAGAACUAUGAAGAAUUUACUAAUGAAUCGAAUAAAUUAAAAGCAUUAGCAGAAGAAAGUAUUGCUAUUGAACGACAUAAAACUGAAGAAAAACUUGCUCAAAUAAAAACAAUGCUAUCUUAUUUAUACGAACAAAUGUGUGAACAUGAUUUAGUUGAUACACCUUCACCUAGUACCACUGGUUUAAUUUCACCAUUAUUUCCUUCGUCGAAUAUUACCACCUUCACAAAUGAACGAACACCGUCCGAAGAACAAAUAAUACUACCGUCUUACAUGAAUGAUUCUGAUUCAGUCACUUUAUCCACAUAUCCGACACUGUCAGACACAUUAAAAUCUCCUCCCGUUACCACUGCUACGAAAUUACCGAGAUAUUUUUCACCGUUACAUUUAGAAAAAUCUGAUAGUAUUAACAGUGAUAGUAACGAAAUAAUGAAUAGUAAUUUAUCACAAAUAUCGUCAAAUAAUAUCAUUUAUGAUAAAAAAUCAGUCGAAUAUAAGAAGGAGCUUGAUAAUGACAUAUUGAACAAAUAUGGAGGUUCAACAAUAGCAAAAAAGAAACCGAACAAAAAGAACAAAAGGACAUUUGCUAUUAAACAUACAAGUCAAAUGUUACAAUUAUACAAUACAAUUCGUUCCUCGUAUCUAGAUACUAUGCAAUCAAUGCCAAUGUAUGAAUAUGAAAUUAAACCAGCGAUAAAAACUCUCGAAUUUAUUCAACAAAGUUUGGAAUCUUAUUUAAGCGAAUUAGAUAAUCGACAACUAAGUUUAUCAUCGACAGUGAGCCAACUGACGCUAAAAUCCACUACAGAACAAGAUCAAGAACAGGCAUCGAAUGGCAAACAAGAAAAUGAAGACAUAAUUCCGGAAGAACAAGAUGAACAUAUUUUUUCAUCUGUCAUUGAUUCAGCUGUCGAAGAUACUUACUCUGAAACAUCAUCGUUUGAUUUACUACCGCAAGCUAUUUUGCCUACUUUGCCCAUUGUGCGUCAUAUUAAAGAAAAACAAUCACCGUCUUCAUCGAAAACAGCAACUUCUUCACCACCAUCAAUAGCAACUUCUUCACCCAGACAAUCCUUAUUUACACCGUCAUCGCCACAACGAGAUCAUGAAUUUUUAUUAUCGGUCGAUGAAGAUUCACAGCUACCUCCUGCUACAGCUAUCUCCUUAUCACCAAAUGGAUUGAAUAUUGAUCGACAAACAUCAGAUGAAGGCUACCGUUCUUGUCGCGGAGGACGAGGUGGUGACUGUACACCUAUUCAAUCACACUGUCAACGACAAGUUAUUGCUGUUAAAUCAAUUUUAUUUCGUUCAAAAAGUUACGAUUCUUGUGAAAAGGUUGAUCAUUGGUUACAACAGCAAACGCCUUCAUAUCAAAAUAACAACAGAAAUCAUCAACAGAGAAAAGUAUCAUCGGAUGAGUACUACUGUUUCCGAGCGGCAACCAAUGAUGAUGAUUAA